UAAAUUUAUUUUUCAUAACAGAUAAGUGAAAUUACGACAAGAUAAAUUUCAACGUGGCAAGAGUAAGUAUCAUUUAUUUUUUCACCAUGGAAAGGUUGAUGUUUCUUUUGUUAGUGGUUGUUGUGGUUGUGGUCGUAGGUGAAGCUCCUCCAGAAAAAUGUACAAGAGCUUGGAAAAAGGUUGGAUGUUUUCAUGACCGAAUUAUACCAGAUCGUCCUUACCCCUACGAACUUGUCAACCAUCGUGAUCCAAUCAGUGAUAACUGGGAUGGCCAUCUACUUGAUUGGAAAAAAUGGCCAGAGUCACUUCACGCACUGGCUUGUAAAUGUGGAAAUCUAACUCGGGCUAAAGGAUACAAAUAUUUUGGUCUUCAAUUUUAUGGUGAAUGUUGGACUGGACCUAGUGAGAUGUUUUAUCGAGACGGAAAGUCGGAGAAAUGUAUCGGCGUCGAUUUCCGAUCAUGUGACGACGUUGCAGAAACUGAAUGCGUGGGAAAACAAUUCACUAAUUACAUUUACAGAUUGGAAGAAGAAACCAAAAAUGAAGAAAAAAUUCCAGGUGGAUGGAGUGAUUGGAGCUCAUGGACUGCAUGCAGCGCAAAAUGCAACGGUGGUAUGAGAUCACGUGAGCGAGUGUGCAACAAUCCUGAACCUCAAAAUGGCGGAGCUAACUGUGAAGGAGAAGCAGAAGACGCUGAGGGAUGCAAUGAAGAAGCAUGUGAACCAGUUUGUAAAAAGAAAUUGGAAGUUGGAAUCAUCUUGGAUGGAUCCACGAGCGUAACCAGAAACAACUGGAACAGAACAAUUGACUUCGUCAACAAAUUUUCAGAUGAAUUUGUUGUGAGUACAAAUGAAGUUCACUUCGGUGUGCUGCACUUUGCCUGGAGAGCUAAAUUAGAUUUCACCAUCUCUGAUGAACGAUACUGGACACCAAAAACAUUCAAGGACAGGGUUAAAAUGAUUGAAUACCCAUACGGUGGUACUAGAACUGAUCGCGCCCUACAAGUUGCUGAAGAGAAGUUUUUCUGUGAGGCUUGUGGAUUGAGAGAAGGUGUUCCAAGAGUUCUUCUUGUGUUGACCGAUGGGAAGAGCAGUAUGAACUCCCGACCUAUGCCAGAUGCUAGCAGAAAAUUGAAAGAGGAACUUAACGUGAAUAUCAUGACAAUCGGUGUUGGAAAAGAAAUCAACGUGGACGAGUUACACGAAAUCGCAUCCUAUCCAGAAAACGUGUUUGUUUUGGAAGGUUAUGCGUAUUUGAAAGACAAGCUUAACGCAUUGUUGAAGAUGGCUUGUAAAGAAAGACAUUCCUAAUCCGUGGUAUAUGAGAAGAAAAGUAUUAAAUGAAUAUUCAACAUUUUAGUAAAAAAGUUACUCCAAAUUGUACAUAUUUAUAUAUAUCGUAAUUAUUUUGACAAGAAACCAACAGAAAAUUAUCUACAGAAA
This is a messenger RNA of Hydractinia symbiolongicarpus, 1442 nucleotides long. RefSeq names its product coadhesin-like. Bases 87 to 1310 code for a protein of 407 amino acids. Lineage: Eukaryota; Metazoa; Cnidaria; Hydrozoa; Anthoathecata; Hydractiniidae. The record is from RefSeq and is a predicted model, not a curated record. The transcript is spliced from 8 exons.